Trametes versicolor FP-101664 SS1 is the source of this 459-nucleotide messenger RNA. RefSeq lists its product as uncharacterized. NCBI's taxonomy places the organism in Eukaryota, Fungi, Basidiomycota, Agaricomycetes, Polyporales, Polyporaceae. The record is from RefSeq and is a predicted model, not a curated record. The transcript is spliced from 3 exons. Bases 1 to 459 code for a protein of 152 amino acids.
AUGUCCUCACAAGCACGUAUUGAAAUCUUAGCGGAUGCCUGGAACCCGGGCCCAGGGAAAGCAGCCAUCCUCUAUCUGCAGUUGCGGGUGGUGGACGACGAGGCAAGGUUCUUUUCUCAUGUCAGCCUGCCUUCGUCGAUAGGGUUCCUGUGUUCCGCCACCUACUAUGCUCAAGCAAGAGCGGCCUUUCGCAUGGAUACCUCGGGCGCCCUCGGACUGUUGUCCAUUCGCCAACGCGAACUUCUGGCCGACCUCGCGCGGGCGUUGGAGAUGUACGCUCAACCCACGGCGCUCCCCAGCACCUCCGUAAGCGACUGGGAUACCUUCUUCGCGCGGCUGUCGGAUUCCGCGGCAACUCAUCGGGAGCACCUCCGGGGGGACGUCGAACACACAGAGGCACUACAGAUGCUGUCACAAUGGGUCAGGGAACGUCAUCCUGACUGGUUUGCUGAGCUUUAA